CUGUAAUAGCUGAGUUCACGAGAUCGGCGCUGGCACUAUCACCAUGAGGUUGAUUUCCCUCGCCGCAUGCGCACUGAGCUUUCUAAGUGCCGGAUUUUCAAGCGUCAGCGGCAGCUCCAGUGGGGCCUAUGGUGCAAACGCCAACUUCGGCCGCGCGGGUGGUGGCGCUUCUGGAUACGGCGGAAAUUAUGUUGGAAAUCGCGAAGAUGAAACAAGUGCGAGUUCAGCUGGAUACUUAACCAACAGCAUUAUAGGUGCACCAUACACCUUUAAUACGGCCGUUAGUGGAGCUUAUGGCGGUCACCAAGGCGCAAGCCUGGGCGCAGCGUACGGUGGUAACCUAGGCGGAGUCGCCGGUGGAGCCUACAAUGCCAAUCAAGGUAGAGGCUUUAGUGGCGCCUACGGUGCCAACCUAGGGUCAAGCACCGGUGGAGGUGGCGCUGGAGGUGGCCUAAGCGCGCCUCUUGGAAGCGUAAAUACUGGCCUUCAUGGAGGCCGUAUUACUUCAGGAGGUUUAAGCACUGGUGUUGUGGGUGGAGCAGGUAUUCCUGGGGCCCCGGUAGCUGGUACACUUGGAGGCCUCGAUGCACGCGUGGGCGAUGGCGCAGUUCUCUCAAGCAGCCUGGGAGGUUAUGGUGGCCCAAUAAGUGGAUUGGCGUACCCAAGUAUAGAAGGAGGAUUAGACGGAGGCUUAGGUGGGGCCGACUAUAGUAGGCUUGAUUGGCGCGACAGGAUGAAGCUAAGGCAGCGGGAGCGCCAGCUCAGGCGCCUGAUGCGUCGCAUGAGCCGCGAUCAAGAGGCCCUCUUUCGACUGGGUUAUGGUGAUUUGGGCUACGGACCUGGCAUUGGUGCUGGGGUAGGAGCGGGUGCAGGCUUGGGAGCCGCUGCACGUGGAGGCGUGGGAGCUCGAGGAGGAGCCGGGUUAGGCGCCGGCGCUCAUGGUCGUUUAGGGGGCCGUGGCGGAGUUCGCGGUGGAACACGAGGUCACCUACGAGUCAAUGCCGGUCUUAAUGUUGGAGUCAACGUCGGAGUUGACGCAGGUGUAGACUCAAAUGUGGCCGGGGGAGCCACGGCAGGCGCAGAAGCCGUGGGUGGUGUAAGGGGUGGUGCCGGGGCCGAUGCCACUGGAAAUCUUGGGGCUAAUGCGCAUGGUCAUGCCGGUGUUUCCGGCAGUAUACCGGGAACGACGCCCAACUAACGGUUGACGGAAAUGGGGUACCUGUGGAUAAUUAGCCACAGUUCGUCACUUGUUUGUUUUGUUUCUCCUACCAAACCAUGACAGAAGCCAUAUAAGGCAUCCAACAUAUCAUUCUGCAGCCUGACAAGCUGCCAAGGAAAAUAAAGGCGGGUCUUUGACGUCCAUGACUAUGUUCAAUAAAAGACGGAAUCUUUCCGUCAAGACAAGUUCACAAUUCAUGUUGUCUAAUAGACACCAAUAAAAGUAUUGAGAAUUCUGAA
Molecule: messenger RNA, 1458 nt
Organism: Dermacentor andersoni
Lineage: Eukaryota; Metazoa; Arthropoda; Arachnida; Ixodida; Ixodidae
Source: RefSeq, a predicted model, not a curated record